Messenger RNA from Neoarthrinium moseri, 1530 nucleotides. RefSeq lists its product as uncharacterized. The record is from RefSeq and is a predicted model, not a curated record. The coding region runs from base 1 to 1530 and encodes 509 amino acids. The transcript has 4 exons. Lineage: Eukaryota; Fungi; Ascomycota; Sordariomycetes; Amphisphaeriales; Apiosporaceae.
AUGAUUGCCUUCAAGCUGCUGGUUCUCGCAGCUUAUGCUGCGCAAGCUAGUCCCUGCCAGCCGGCAGGCGAUGCCGAGCGCUGUGCCGACAUUGCAAAACCCGGCACCGCAUUCGGUGAACAGUUCAGUAUCAUCAAUGCUACUUACGUACCAGCAGCAUCUUUGAACAUCUCAGGAAGUUUCAAUCAAUUCCCGUUUUGCCGUGUCUAUGCCCAGGUACCUUACCCGGAAAACAACACUGUUGGUUUUGAGGUGUGGCUUCCUGAGCCCAAGUCAUACAACGGGAACUUUCUUGCUGUUGGCAAUGGGGGCUUUGCGGGAAAUGUCGAGCAAUCCGCACUCAUGUUCAACAUGAACAUGGGCUUCGCUGUGGCAGGCGGCGAUUCUGGCCAUCUUGGGUCGCAGAACAACAAUGGUCAAGGUGCCCCGGGGGUAUAUAUCCCCUAUCUUCAUGACGAAAAUCAGGUUUCCGCAUGGAUUCACAACUCCAUUGCCCUAUUCACUCCGCCUGCAAAAGCGGUCGUCGAACACCUGUACAGCACAGCACCGGUUUAUACGUAUUAUGUUGGAUGUUCUACGGGAGGUGCCCAAGGCUUCGCACUGGCCCAGUUUCACCCUACGCUGUUCGAUGGCAUUGUUGCCGGAUGUCCAGGAAACUGGUAUUCUCACCUCAGUCUCUCGUUUCUGUGGAACGCAAUAUCGUCGACCAGUCCCUACUUUCUGCCGCAGGAGACUCUCGACUACAUCACUUCAUCCGUCGUGAAGGCUUGUGACGAAUUAGACGGAGUUUUGGAUGGUAUUAUUGAGGACCCCCUUGUGUGCAAAUUCGACUUCGAGUCCCUGAGCUGUGCUGCGGACAACACUUCUGGUUGCUUGACCACCGAGCAGAUGGUGGCUCUUCGGCGCUUCUACGACGGGCCUCACGACAGUAGAGACAACUCCAGUCUCUAUCCUGGGUUUUCGUUUGGCAGCGAAUCGGAAUGGAUGUUACAACAAGAAGAACUAGCCAAUGCUUUUACGAUACCGAUCCUUCAGAAUCUCGUUUUCGACAAUCUGUCUUAUGAUGCCACCGCUUUCAACUGGGGCAGUGAUGUUGAUGUCCUGGACAAAAAGGCCGGCACUUUCAUCGACGAGAUUAGCCCGGACCUGUCAGCCUUUCGUGCCAAUGGAGGUAAGAUGAUCGUCACGCAAGGGUGGGCCGAUCCGUUCAAUGCUGCUGUGUGGCCUAUCCAGCAUUUCCAGCAGAUAGAAGCUGCAAUGGGAGGCAACAUUGAUGAUUGGUUUGAACUAUACAUGGUUCCCGGUGGUGGCCAUUGCGGUGCCGCACAGGGCUAUCCUCAGGCUCCUGCGAUAUUGUCUUCGCUUGAUGCUCUGACCGGGUGGGUUGAGGCUGGAAACAGGCCAGUGGAGAUGCUGAGCAGUGCCCCUGCUGAUGGCAGCAACCGAACAAGGAAACUGUGUCCUUAUCCAAAAACCAGUCAUUAUACCGAAGGGGAUUCGGACGAUUGGGCUUCAUUUGUUUGCGCAUAG